AUGCCCAAAUGCUGGAUAUCCGAGUUGAGCCCCAUUACACGUCAUUUGCCUGAGAGGCGAGUGACCUGUCCUUGCAACCUUUUUGCCAAUUUCGGGUCAUCAUUCAGGUAUUAUAGUACUCGGUGUGCCCUGGUGUGCAUGACGGCUAUACUUGACACAGCGUUCAAUGAGUUUGGCCCCGGCCUAUCUGGCUUGCCAUUCGUCACUGUCAGAGGUACAUUAUCUGUCUUUCAUUCAUUUUGCUGGGCUGGGCUAAACGGCGGAGCGUCCCUCAUGGAGAAACCACACGAAAGUUCAAAUUGUCUAUAG
Protopolystoma xenopodis is the source of this 309-nucleotide messenger RNA. The record is from the annotation of a GenBank genome assembly. Lineage: Eukaryota; Metazoa; Platyhelminthes; Monogenea; Polystomatidea; Polystomatidae.